Paramecium primaurelia is the source of this 4896-nucleotide messenger RNA. The record is from the annotation of a GenBank genome assembly. Lineage: Eukaryota; Ciliophora; Oligohymenophorea; Peniculida; Parameciidae.
AUGAACAAUUCACCAAUAAGAAAUCAGUCUUAUUACUAAGAUAAAAUUAGAUAUUAGAGAUCACCUUAUUCGGAUAAAGAAAAUAUAAUGAGUGAAGUUAAUUAGAGUCAAUAGACAUUCUAAAGAGAAGCAAUAGAAAUAUUGAAUGAUGUUACAGAGACAUCAAAAAUUGAUGAGUCAGUUUUAGACAGUAACCUUACAUUGUUUGAAAAGAUUACUCAUCAUAAAUGGUAAAUAAGAAGAUUAGUCUUAAUGAAUUUAACAGAGGAGUAUUAAAAGAAUUAAACUGUUUAUGAAUUUUAAUCAGCAUGGCUUAAAAAUAUAAUUAAUGAUAGCAAUUAAUUUGCUAUGACAGAGGGUCUUAAAUUCAUAUAAGUGUUUGUUAGAAGUUAACAAAUGAAUUAUCAUAUAUUACCCUACUUUAUUGGAGAUCUUAUUGAGAGAGGUUCAUUUGUUAAGUCUCAAAUCUAAGAUCUCGUAAUUGAAAUAUUAUUAUAAUGUUGCAAAACAAUAUAAGAUACUACUUUUAUCUUAUCAGAAAUCCAUAAAAAAAUAGAAGCUAAACAUCCUAAGAUAAUGACUCUAUGUUUAACAAUUAUUGAAAAGAUUCUUGAAUAAUAUCCUAAUCAUCUUGUCAAGUAUUUAUAAUUAUAAUUAAUUAUAGAGAUUAAAUAAGAGACUUAAUUGAAUUAUGUGUCUCAUUAGUUCAACAUACAAAUAAAGUAAUAAGAUAAAAGUCAAUAAAUAUCUUUUGCAAACUUUAUUAAAUGAUAUCAGAAAGUUUUGAAUAGGUUAAGAAAACUUAUUUAGAUAAACGAUUAAGACAAAUUCAAAUUAAAGAAUUAGAAUAAUUGUGUAACAAAAUUACAAAAAAAACAUAGAAGAUUGAUAUUCAAUCAAUAUAACCAACUAUUUAAAUCAUAGAUUUACAUACUUUAUUACCAGAUAAAUUUUUUGAAAUGCCUUACUAUAAACACAAUGAGAAAAAGAAUAUUACAGAAUAAUUUGCUAAGAAUUUAGAGAAAUAUGAUGGAGAUAUUGAUAAUUCUAAAGAUUAUGGGAGUAUUUAUGCAAUUAUUAUAACAUUACUUGAAGAAAGCAACUAUUUAAUAUAUAGUUAGGGUAUGAGAUGUGUUAAAGGAUUAGUAAGAUUAUUGAGAAGAGGAAUUCCAUAACCAGUAGCUAAACAUUUUUUUAUUUUGAUAUUAGAUAAAUUAAAAGGUUCUUUAUCUAAGCCUUUAUAAUCAGCUGUAUUUAAUCUUUUGGAAGAUAUAUUAAUUUAUGAAAAUAUAUCUUGUGAUUAAUUUAUGGAACUUAUGAUUAAUUAAUUAGAAUCAUCAAAAAAUAUUGGAUUAAAAAUAGCAUGUGCAAGAUGGUUUAAAGAUGGUUGGUUAGCCUUAGCAUUAGCAGUAUAAACAGGUUCAUAUGAAUCUUCUGAUUCUGAAGUAUUAAAGAAAUUUGCAUAGUCUAAUAGUGAGAAAAUAUAGAAAUCACUUCUUAUUUUAUAUAAAAAGGUAUAAUGUAUUUUAAAAAAAGAAAAUAAUUUAAAUUAUAAGAAAGUUUUAUUAGAUUUAAUUAAUUCUAUGUAAUAUGAUGAACAAAAUCUUUAGGUUACUGUAAUUGAAUCAUAGAUAGCAAUUGUUAAUCCAUAAUUAGAUUUAUAAGAAUCAAGGAUAACAGAUAAAUAAUCAAGAAAAUAAUAAUAAAUGAAUUCUGUAAAAAGUAGAUAUUAAACUGAUGAAGAUUUAUGUGAAUUUGCUUAGAUUGGAGAAGAAAUGUAAAAUUUUAAUUAAGCUAACAGAAAUAGAUAAAGUAUAGAAUUACCUACUUCUUAAUUAAAUAAAGAAUAAAUAGAAUUUAUGAAUAAAUUUAGUAAUGAUCUAAUAUAAUUAAGAAAAUUAUCAUAAAAUAAUUAAGAUCAACAAAUUUAAAAUAAAAUAGAAGAAAUUAUAAAUUCAUUUAAAAUUCAUUAUUCAGAUAAAAAUAUUACCAGUAAUGAUUUCUUAUAAUAAAUGACAAAUAAUAUAAUAAUAGAAUUAGUUCAUUUCUGUAAAAAUGUUCAAGUCUAAAAAAAACUAAUUGCUGAUAAAUUGUAUGAUUUUAUUAUUACAUUAUUAAUAAAAAUGAAUAAAAUUUAAGUAACAUUGGAUUAAGAAAUGCUUUAUUAAGAAUAUAAGAUAUGUUUAAUUUAAUUAAAUCAAUUGGAUAUUUCAAAACUAUUAUCACUUUUAGAUAGUUUAUACAUUUGUAAUUCAUUAGAAAGUAUGAUCAAAAUAGGAUACAGAAUUAUUAAUAAAUAUCUUUAGAAAUAAACAAAUACUAAUAUUAAAAUCUUAUAAGCAUUUAUUAAUUGGAUUACAUAAAAAAUUAAUGCUGCAACUUAACAACAAUUAGAUCCUUCUUUCAUUAGAACUACAUAAAAAACUUUUGAAAGUACUUUUAAAAUGUUUCCAUAAACAUAAUUAGAUAUAAGAUUAUUAUUAAAUGCUUUGAAAAGUCGUAUGAUAAAUUAAUAAGUGGAAUAAUUAGAUUAAUAUUAGGAUUUAUUAAAUUAAUCAUAAAGAAAAUCUAAAUCUAAAUCUUUUGGAUCCUAAUCUAGAUUUUCUCCAUAUGAAACACCAAACAAAACAUAAAGUAAAUUAGAGUUUUCUGAUUCUGAAGAAUAAGAAAGUUUGGAAUCAUUAUAAUAAAUAGAAUAAUAGAUUUCUACAUAAUUUACUUUAUAAUCAUUAGAAAAAUUUAUACAUUAUUUGAAUCGUCAUAGAGCUUAUUAACUUUGUAAUCAAUCAUAACAUACAGUAUUUUUAAGUCCAAAUUCUAGUUCACCUGGUAAACAUUGGAGAAGAGGUAUUGGAAGGGAUAAUAUGAUUAUAAGUUCUCCAAAUAGAUAAUUAUAUGAAAGUACUAAAUUUGAAGAUUUCACUAGAAUUUUAGAAAUUGUUUGUUAAAAUUUCAAUUUUUAAGUUUAAAAUCAAGUUUUUUAAAUCUUUUAUUUGCUUAAACAUAUUUUUCCAAAUUGUCAAUAAUGUUUAAUUUACCUUAUCUUUGCUUAUAUUUGUCCAAAAACAGAAUAUUCAGAAAAUUUUGAAGUUUUCUUAAGUACAUUUUUAUAACUUGAUAAAAAUAUUAUGGCAUACUAAUAUAGAUAAGCAUUUAAUAUCUUAUAUUAAAAAUAAGAAAAUGAAAAAGUAUUAAUUAAUUUAAUACAUACAGGAUUUAACUUUCUUUUUUAAAAAAUAUUCGAAAAUGAUUUACUAGUUUGUAUUUAGUAUUUCAUUUCUACUUUAACUUAUAUGCUCACAUAGAAUAUGUUUUAUUAAUUAGCAAAUGAUUUAUUAAGUAAAUAUUAAUAAUAAACUAAUAAUUUUAAUUAAAUUGUAGAGAAUGAAUUAAUUAAUUAUAAAAAAUUAUAUGAUACUUAUUUAAAGUGGUUAUAGAUUUAAUAAUAAACAUAUGAAAAACCUUAAAUUGACUUUUAAAAAUUAUAUAAAUAACAAUAAAAUGAUAUUUUGAUUGUUGAUCUUUAGGAAAUUGAUGAAUGUGCAUCCAAAAGAGAAGAAACUGUUAGAGAAUAUAUAAAUAAUAGUUAAUAAGAAAAUUUUAUUCAUAUAAAUAAAGAAGAUUUUGAAUUAUUGGAAAGUACAGCUAAAAAUUUCCUUUCUCAAUAAACAUAAAGAUUUAAUGAAGAAGGAUAAUCACAAUAAACAGAUAUUUUAAAUAUAUAAUAAUUCAUUAGUCCUUUAUAAUAAAUAAGUCAAAUCAGUAAUUAAAUGCAUGAUACAGUUAUUUAAGAUUUAGCAAAGAAUCUUUAUUCAAAUGAUACACAUAGAUUAAAAGAGUUGGAUAUGAUUAAACUAUAAAAUGAUACCUAUAGAUAACAUAAAAGAGAUAGUAACAAAUAAGUUUAAGAAUCAUAUCCUUAAGUACCAUUAAAGGAUCCAAUGAAAUAAAAGAUUGAGAAGAUUUAUGAAGAAGUACAAAAUGAAUCAGUACAUGGUAAUUUUAAUGAAAAAAGUCUACUUGUAGAUGUUUUAGCCCCUAUUGAAACAACAUCUUUGUUUGAUUAAUCUAGAAACUUAAAAAGAAAUGAAUGCAUUUAGCAAAUGUAAGAAAUUUUAUUAACAUCAACAUCCUUAUAUUUUGAUGUAGCAUCAACAUUACUUCUUUAAUAUGAAAAUUUAGAUAUGGCUGAAGAUAAAUUGGCAUUCAUAAAUGAUCUUAAAUUAUCAUUAGUUAAUUAAACUUUAUUAACAAAUAUUAAUCAACAAAACUUUUCUGUAAUUAUUGCGAUUGUCUUAAAAUUAUGUACAACUGUAAUUUAUUAUAUAUAUAUAUUUAUAUAGCCUGCAACAUAAUCUGAAAUCUAUAACAGUUCAUUAGGAUAUGAUGAUAAUCAAUUGACAAAGUCUUUAUAAUAAAUCUUAGAUGUUCUUUUACACUCUAAAGAUACUGAAUAGGUCUUGAUUUGUUUAAUACAUGUAUUUAACGAUCAUUUACCUAUGGAUUUCACAAAUGAAAUUUCAAAAAGUAUAUCAAAUUUUUAUAUAAUUUUAUUAGAUGAAAAAAUGAUGUUAAGACUAAAUUUAAAAUGUAUUGAGAGAUUGAUUUAAAAUAGUGAAAAAUUACAUGUUUUUGGUAUUUUAAUUGAAAUACUUAAAUUCUUUAAAUGUCAUCCUCCUGAAAAUUUAAUUGUAAUUCAAUAAAAAUAUUAUAAUAUAGGAAGGUUUACCCUCAAUUAAAGAAUUAGAAUUAUAUUUUAGAUAAUUGAAAUAAAUUACUGACAAUUUAUUGAAUAUCAAUUUUAAAGAAGGAAAAGAAUUUUUGGAUUUUGUUUACAGAAAAAAUAAUAAAAGCAUUUUUUUAGAUUAUGUCAAAAGUGUGAUUGAAAAAAAAUGA